Vicugna pacos (alpaca) is the source of this 2868-nucleotide messenger RNA. RefSeq names its product solute carrier family 37 member 3 (gene SLC37A3). Gene Ontology annotation, cellular component: endoplasmic reticulum membrane. Gene Ontology annotation, biological process: transmembrane transport. Lineage: Eukaryota; Metazoa; Chordata; Mammalia; Artiodactyla; Camelidae. The record is from RefSeq and is a predicted model, not a curated record. Gene Ontology annotation, molecular function: transmembrane transporter activity.
ACCAGGUGAACGGAUACUUUACAGGAAGAAGAAAUGACGUAAACCGUUCACUCUCCAGACUUUAAAGUCAAGGUGGGAAGGAAGGUCAGGAAGAACAUGGCCUGGCCGCAUAUUUUUCAGAGAGGAACUCUGCUCUCCCGGUUCAGCCAUCAUCAUGUAGUCGUGUUCCUGCUCACCUUCUUCAGUUACUCAUUGCUCCACGCGUCAAGAAAAACAUUUAGCAAUGUCAAAGUCAGUAUCUCCAAGCAGUGGACCCCAAGCGCUUUCAACAAGUCAAUUGAACUGCCUGUAGAGAUCUGGAGCAGCAACCACUUGUUCCCCAGUGCAGAGGAAGCCACUCUUUUCCUUGGAACACUGGAUACCAUUUUCCUCUUCUCCUACGCUGUGGGCCUUUUCAUCAGCGGUAUUGUUGGGGAUCGGCUCAAUUUGCGAUGGGUUCUGUCCUUCGGCAUGUGCUCUUCUGCACUGGUGGUGUUUGUCUUUGGCACCCUCACAGAAUGGCUGCGUUUCUACAACAAGGGGCUAUACUGCUGUCUGUGGAUUGUGAACGGCCUGCUGCAGUCCACCGGUUGGCCCUGUGUGGUUGCCGUCAUGGGCAACUGGUUUGGGAAAGCUGGACGAGGAGUUGUUUUUGGUCUCUGGAGUGCCUGUGCUUCAGUGGGCAAUAUUUUGGGAGCCUGUCUGGCAUCUUCUGUUCUGCAGUAUGGUUAUGAGUAUGCCUUCCUGGUGACGGCGGCUGUGCAGUUUGCUGGUGGGAUCAUCAUCUUCUUUGGACUCCUGGUGUCACCGGAAGAAAUUGGUCUCCCAGGUAUUGAGGCAGAAGAAAAUUUUGAAGAAGACUCACACAGGCCAUUAAUUAAUGGUGCUGACAAUGAAGAUGAAUCUGAGCCUAAUUAUUCAAUCCAAGAAGACGACACUGCUUCCCAAGUCAAGGCAAUAAGCUUUUAUCAAGCGUGCUGCCUUCCCGGAGUUAUACCGUAUUCACUGGCCUACGCCUGCCUGAAGCUAGUGAAUUACUCCUUCUUCUUCUGGCUGCCCUUUUAUCUGAGUAACAACUUCGGGUGGAAGGAGGCCGAAGCCGACAAGCUGUCCAUUUGGUACGAUGUCGGAGGGAUUAUAGGUGGAACUUUGCAAGGCUUCAUCUCUGACGUGCUACAGAAGAGGGCCCCGGUUUUAGCUCUCAGUCUGCUCCUGGCAGUCGGGUCCCUCGUUGGAUAUAGUCGUUCUCCAGACGACAAGUCCAUCAAUGCACUUCUGAUGGCUGUUACAGGAUUUUUUAUUGGUGGACCCUCUAAUAUGAUUAGCUCUGCUAUUUCUGCGGACCUGGGCCGUCAGGAGCUGAUCCAAGGGAGCAGUGAGGCUUUGGCGACCGUCACAGGGAUUGUUGAUGGGACGGGGAGCAUCGGAGCUGCGGUGGGCCAGUAUUUAGUGUCUCUGAUCCAGGACAACCUAGGAUGGAUGUGGGUUUUCUACUUUUUCAUUCUUAUGACAAGUUGUACAAUUCUAUUUAUUUCACCACUAAUAGUGAGGGAAAUAGGCUCUCUUUUGCAAAGACGACAAGCUCGCAUAUUGAGUGAGUGACGGAUGCCCACAAAAGAACAACAGGAGACCCGCCAGGACGGUAAUUUCUAAUCUGCCCUAUUGUGGGGUGGUCUUAGGAGCUCCAGCGUAGCCUCGGAUUGUCAAGCCUCUUUCAGCAGUGUCAGCCACCUGAGAUGCUGACCGGACUGAAGGCUGGGAGGUUUUUCUACACUACAGCAAUUACUGUUAAUGAUUUUUAUCGUUGUUUCACAAACGUACUGAAUGGCCUAGGACUCUUCCAGGGUCUUUGCUGGCCUGUGGCGGUGUAUCCCUUCAGCGCUGAAUGCUGCAUUGGGCUUGGACCCUUGUUCUCCAGCCUGGAAAGCUGAGUGACCGCGAGGCAGUCAUGCGCGGCUUCUGUCGACGACAUAUGUGCUCCAUGAAUAGAAAGGAUGGCUGCGUUUUGCUUUGGGAAUGAGUUUGCAGAGAGUGGUUCAUCUUUGAAGCACCAAAUCCUGAUCAAGUGCUCCAGCUGGAUCCAGCAUAAGCCUGCCUGGGACAGAGGAUCCCUUAGUUAACUGCGGUGGGAAAAAGCACACUACAUGUUGAUGGGCUCAGUCACUCUGGAUCUCCUCUGAGGUCGUUCAGCUGCAGAAGCAGACGUAUCUUCAAAUUAUUGUCAGCUUCUCCUCUGCCUUCAUUCAGAACUAUCCCUGACUCCUGGAAGCUCUUAGUCUUCCUUUUAAGGACCAUAAGGUACAUCAGUUGUGAACAUUCCAGUGUGUAACUUAUGACCGAAGUACUCGGCCCCAGACUUGUUCUCUGGGACUUCAGGAUCCACUAAGAAGCUGCUUGGCUUCCGGUUUUCAGAGGAUUGAUCUCUGCCACAACCGGGUUCCUUGAAUCACCUCAGCAGGAGACUAGAAUUAGAAUAGAAGGAUAGACCUUCAGGCCCUGUAAACGUUAAGCGUGUGACACUGAAUCACAUUAAUGGAUAACUGGGCCUGAGGGGUGUCUAGGUGUCCAUUCUUUAGAAGUUUGUAGCGUACUUGUCCUCAAGACUGUGAAUUCUGUACUAAUUAUCAAUAUUUUAAGGUUAUUCUGUAUAUAUAUAUUUUAAAUUAUAUAAAUGAACAGGCAAAAAAUGUGCAAUUUUGAGGGCUGCCUAAUUUGCAUUAGGUUAGGAAAUAUUUUUCAACCUCUUGCUUUAUACUCUGAAAUGUGAUGUGUUUAUGAACUUGUUAAUGUUAUUUAAUCAAGCAGACUGCCAAUCAGUUAAUUGCUCAUUACUGACAAAAAGGGAAAAUGAAACACAAAAAGGGAAAAUAAACUGACUUUUAUAAUAAA